Cannabis sativa is the source of this 1812-nucleotide messenger RNA. RefSeq lists its product as uncharacterized. Bases 156 to 1715 code for a protein of 519 amino acids. NCBI's taxonomy places the organism in Eukaryota, Viridiplantae, Streptophyta, Magnoliopsida, Rosales, Cannabaceae. The transcript has 13 exons. The record is from RefSeq and is a predicted model, not a curated record.
GUUUUUAAUGAUAGUAUAAGAUGAAAAUUUUAAGCUGAAUCUGAGAGACUCUUUGUUCGAGCGUUAUGGUCAUAAUAAGACUCUUUCAAUAGCUAAAACUCACUUAGAACUUCUCUACACUACUGCUGCUUCGGUAUUCUAAGUUGCCGGAAAGUAUGUCGUCGCUCAUCGACAUGGCCCAGGACCACCAUCAACCUCUCAUUCUCCAAUCAUCGCCCCGCCUCCCCUACAAAGACUCCUCCGACUGUGGCGACGAAAUUGUGCCCUGCUCACUGUCCCACGACCCCGUUUCAUCGUCACCCACUCCCGCCGAUGAUAAUCAACGCCUCGUAUCUCUUGACGUCUUUCGUGGCCUCACCAUCGCUCUAAUGAUAUUGGUGGACGACGCUGGAGGAGCUUUUCCGUCAAUAAAUCAUGCUCCAUGGUUUGGUGUAACGCUUGCAGAUUUUGUAAUGCCAUUUUUUCUUUUUGGUGUUGGUGUUUCUAUCAGUCUAGUCUUUAAGAAACUCUCCAAUAAACCAAAUGCUACACAGAAAGUACUGCUGAGGGGAAUUAAGCUCUUUCUAUUAGGAUUGAUACUUCAAGGUGGGUAUUUCCAUGGGCGUAACCAUUUGAUGUAUGGAGUUGAUGUGGGCAAAAUUCGUUGGCUUGGAGUGUUACAGAGGAUAUCAAUUGCUUAUUUACUGGCUUCAUUGUCAGAGAUCUGGUUUGUUAAAAACAUCAGGGUUGAAUCUCCAGCAGCCUUCAUAAGAAAAUACUACACUCAAGGGUUGUUUGCCAUCUUACUCUGCUCAGUUUACAUGGUCUUAUUAUAUGGUCUUUAUGUUCCAAAUUGGGCUUUUGCAGCUUCCCAUUUGAACUCGUCUGGUUAUGCCUCAAAAUUUCAAGCUCUAUGUCAUAUUCCUUUACCACAAGGGUUCUUCGUUUUGCUUCACCCUAGAUGUUCGUUAAGUGGAAUUGAAGAACAAUGUUUCAUUUCCCAGGUCCAUUGUGAAGUGAGGGGAAGUCUUGAACCUCCUUGCAAUUCUGUUGGUUUGAUUGACAGGGUUAUUCUUGGAGAAAAUCAUCUUUACCAACAUCCGGUGUACAGAAGAACAAAGGAAUGCAGUGUUAAUUCUCCCGACUAUGGGCCUCGUCCACCAAAUUCCCCAGGGUGGUGCCUUGCGCCAUUUGAUCCUGAGGGCAUUUUAAGCUCUCUAAUGGCUGCUAUUACAUGUUUUCUGGGAUUGCAUUACGGACACAUAGUUGUGCAUUUUAAGGGCCAAAGACAGAAGAUACUUCUAUGGUCCUUGUUUUCAUUUCCCCUUAUAAUCAUGGGAUUCAUUCUGGAGGUUAUAGGCAUUCCUUUCUCAAAACCUUUAUAUACUUUGAGCUACACAUGUCUGACAGCUGGAGCAUCGGGCUUGUGUUUAACCGUUAUCUAUUACAUUGUCGAUGUCAAAUGUAUUAGAAAACCUACUUUGUUAUUGCAAUGGAUGGGGAUGAAUGCUCUCAUAAUCUAUGCUUUGGCUGCCUGUGAACUUUUUCCGGCAGCUGUGCAGGGUUUCUAUUGGCGGUCACCUGAAAACAACCUGGUCGAUGGCACGGAAGCCUUACUGCAGGCCAUACUACAUUCAAGAAAAUGGGGUACCUUAGUGUUUGUGAUGCUUGAGAUUUUAUUCUGGGGUAUUAUCGCUGGUUUUCUUCACAUGAAAGGCAUAUACAUGAAACUAUAAACACAAAGCUUUUUAUACGCAUAUAACAGUUUGGAAUUGGAAACAUAAAACUUAUCUGUAUAUAAUGAUCUCUGUCUCUGAAAUAGAUUUUUUUUUU